Sclerotinia sclerotiorum 1980 UF-70 is the source of this 3732-nucleotide messenger RNA. RefSeq lists its product as hypothetical. Gene Ontology annotation, cellular component: peroxisomal membrane; peroxisome; cytosol. Gene Ontology annotation, molecular function: ATP hydrolysis activity; ATP binding. The record is from RefSeq and is a predicted model, not a curated record. NCBI's taxonomy places the organism in Eukaryota, Fungi, Ascomycota, Leotiomycetes, Helotiales, Sclerotiniaceae. Bases 1 to 3732 code for a protein of 1243 amino acids. Gene Ontology annotation, biological process: protein import into peroxisome matrix. The transcript is spliced from 2 exons.
AUGGCUUCAAAUCUAAAAGGACGUGGUAGUCAAGCUACACCCGCAGAAAUAUCAUUAAUUCAUCUAAAGAAUUGCUUGGUUAACUUACCUUCAUCAUUAUCUUCAUUACUGGUUAACAUCAAUGCUCUUGCACAAAAUGUAAUUGUAGAAUUAAACUACCGACUCCCACCGCCGCAAGGCCCAAAUCAAACGAAUGGCGCUCCUAUUCAACGAUCCAUCUUCGUGGGAUGGACAGGUAUGCAAAGCAAGCGCAAGCUUGCACCUAUCGUAGGGAGAGACGGUAUAAGUGGCGGUAGAGGAUCUGGCAGAGAGCAAGAAGUUCAGGUUGUGGAGAUAGAUGCAACCUUUGCGCGAACAUUGGGAAUAUCAGAUGGACAAAAAGUUACAGCAAGCAUACAUGUUGAUCCCCCUGUCGCCCAUACUAUUAAUAUUGAACCUUUGACGCCAGAAGAUUGGGAAAUUAUAGAAUUGCAUGCUACUUUCCUCGAGCUCAAUUUCAUAAAUCAAAUCCGCGCAUUACCCAAUCCAAGCUUCACCGCGCCCAAUGGACCCCAGCCAUCUUCCCAUCCUCUGACUUUGCACCUUUCGCCAACUUCCACAGCAAAUAUUAUAGUCACCUCUCUCCUUCCUUCUCCGCCUUCAAACGUUGCCUUCGCGAAAUUAGCACCCGACGCUGAGGUUAUUGUGGCCCCAAAAACAAGGUCCAGGCCAUCACGAUCUUCUGGCGAAAAUAGGAGUGUGUCAUCAAGAAAGAGUGUUGGCGGUCGGAGCGCUUCUAGUACAGUACGCCGAAAGAGUGGACGAAGUGAAGAACCGAGACCGGCUAUGUUUUACAGAGGAAUCGACAGAGCACUUUGCGGGGAGUGGUUCGAGGAAGAGAAAGAUUUGGACGAUGGAAGAUUGAAAAUUUGGGUUGAUGGAGAUGUACUUCUUUCCAAGUCUUUAAAGGGGAUUACUUGGGUCUGCGUCACUGUUAUCAAGCCUGCCACUUUACAAGAACCGGUUGACCCUCAACGACAACAACAAGAAAACGAGAAUACCGGUGUAGCCGGAAAGUCUGCAUCGAAGGUGGUAGCUAGGUUAAUGGCAUGGGAUGAUCCACCAGAUGGUAACCAUGUGGCUCUAUCCAGUUCACUUUGUGCCGCAAUGGCGUGUGAAAACAUGGUGGGGGGUGUGGUAAGACUUGAACCCGCUCCACCCCAAGCUUCGAAACCAACUUCUCAACCAUCGUCUAAAUCCGGUAUCCCGUACAUCAAGAUAUUUCCUUAUACAUCUACUACGGGAAAGGCGAGCGAAGGUCUUAAAUUUGGCGGUGAAUCAAAAGCCGAACGUGAAGAAGCUGCAAAAGCGAUCAUGAAAAUGUACAGUAAAAAUGGCUCUAAUGAUGGCAUUUUUGAGGGGCCAUUGACUGACGGCUUGGUACUCGGCAAGCCAUUAGGUUCUGAGUGCCCGUCAAGCUGGGAAGGUGGAAUGCUUCGUCUAGAACAAGCACAACCGGAGUCUGGAAAGCAACCUUGCAAUUGGUUCCUUGGUUCUGAACGAAAAUUCAGUCUCGAGGUUCAAGCCGCUAUCCCAAGACCCUUAGCCCUGGCAACAAAUGCGAUUGAAGGUAUUGAUGCAGAAGCUCCUGUUCUUGUAGGUAUCGAUAACCUCAUAGAACAACUACAAUCACAUCUUUCACACAUGUCUUCGGUACUACUCACUGGUGCAUUGGGAGCCGGCAAGACGUCAGUGGCGCGUCUCCUAGCACAUCGCUUACGGCAAGAUCGCAUGUUUCAUACAACGUAUUUUUCAUGUCGGAAACUUGUUACGGAUGAGGCACGUGUCUCAACCAUACGUGAAACAUUUAAUCGAAUUUUUAUGGGAGCCUCGUGGGGUGCAAGGAUUGGUGGAAAGUCCAUUGUGAUAUUGGAUGAUCUUGACAAGUUGUGUCCUGCGGAGACAGAGCUUGAAGUAGGCAACGAUAAUGCUCGAAGUAGGCUAAUUAGUGAGGGUUUGGUUUCAAUUGCCAGAGAAUACUUGAAAUGGGAUAGUGGCGUUGUUCUACUUGCAACCGCCCAGGCAAAAGAGUCAGUCCACAAUGUUAUAAUCGGUUGUCAUGUUGUGCGAGAAAUUGUCGCACUAAAAGCUCCGAACAAAGAAGGGCGGAGGAGAGUUAUGGAAAAAGUUGCAAUGCAGAAUGCGAUCACGGAGAUUAUCAAGAAACCAGUGGUAUCUAGCAGCCGUCCAAGCACAGCAAAUAAUAGUCAAAGAGAUAGUGAGAGCGAUUGGAUGGACGGCCCAAAUAUGGAAGGUUCAAGCAAACUGGAAGGCGAUGGUUAUAUCAUUGAUCAAGAUCUUGAUUUCCUAGAUCUAGCUGGCGAAACCGAUGGUUACAUGCCUGGAGACCUCGUCCUCCUGGUCGCACGAGCCAGGAGUGAAGCAAUGAUUCGGACAGUCUCGAGCUCGUUGAAAAACGCUGACAGUGGUUCUAUUCGACUCAGUAGAGAAGACUUUGACAGUGCUCUAAAAGGAUUUACACCAGCGUCCCUUCGAAAUGUCACCUUACAAACUUCCACUACAACCUUUGACUCGAUUGGAGGAUUGCAAGAGACCCGGAAGAUCCUACUUGAAACAUUACAAUACCCUACUACUUAUGCGCCAAUUUUUGCACAGUGCCCACUACGAUUACGAUCGGGACUCCUCUUGUAUGGGUUCCCAGGUUGUGGUAAAACUCUCCUUGCAAGUGCAGUUGCAGGAGAGUGCGGUCUGAACUUCAUUAGUGUCAAAGGACCUGAAAUUCUCAACAAAUACAUUGGUGCAUCUGAAAAGUCUGUUCGUGAUCUCUUUGAGCGAGCCGAAGCUGCUAGACCUUGUGUACUGUUCUUUGAUGAGUUCGAUUCCAUAGCUCCCAAGCGUGGUCAUGACUCCACUGGUGUUACCGAUCGAGUUGUCAAUCAAUUGUUAACACAAAUGGACGGUGCUGAAGGUUUGUCUGGAGUGUAUGUUCUUGCAGCUACUUCAAGACCAGAUCUAAUCGACCCUGCAUUGCUUCGUCCAGGUCGUUUGGACAAGUCCCUUAUAUGCGACCUUCCGAAUGUUGAUGAUCGUUUUGAUAUUCUCAAAGCACUAGGCAAGAAACUGAAAUUAUCUGAAGAAGUCCGAGACAGCCCCGAAGGGGGUCUCUUUGAGAUCGCUUGUAGGACUGAGGGCUAUUCCGGCGCAGAUCUCCAGGCUUUGAUAUCCAACGCACAACUUGAAGCCAUCCACGAUGUACUUGGUGAUCACGAAGAAAUAGAAGUUGGUGGAAAACGCAACGCUGCUAAAACAAAUGAGGCAUCUAGUGGACCUAGGAGUUUUGUACAGUUUCGCUACGGUGAAGAUGAAGAUCGGGCGGAAGCCGAGACACGAGCAAAGGCUGGUAAUAACCGCUCCAAACAGCUUGCUGAGAAAGCUGCCAUCACCGCCAAGUUGGAGGAGAUUAAAAAGGCAAAGAAGAGGGAGAAAUUAAGAGCAAAAGGUAUUGAUCCAAAUGAGGAUAAAGGAGAACAAAAAGAAGUGAAGAGUCAACAAGAAGUCACUAUUCUUUGGAAGCAUCUAGUAAAGAGCUUGGAAGGUACAAGACCAAGUAUUAGUGCAGAUGAGAGAAGACGAUUGCAGGGAAUCUAUAGGGAGUUUGUGGUGGGAAGGAGUGGAGAUAUGCCUAAUGGACAGGGAGGAACGGAAGUUGGUGGUAGAUCGAGUUUAAUGUAG